Molecule: messenger RNA, 4627 nt
Organism: Anopheles merus
Lineage: Eukaryota; Metazoa; Arthropoda; Insecta; Diptera; Culicidae
Gene: Glg1
Product: Golgi apparatus protein 1
Exons: 5
Coding region: 530-3874 (1114 amino acids)
Cellular component (GO): Golgi membrane
Molecular function (GO): fibroblast growth factor binding
Source: RefSeq, a predicted model, not a curated record
CUCUUUUAAAAGCUCCAAAAAAGGAUCCAACAUUAAUAAACGAAGGAAAUGCCAGUGGAAAAUGAAAAUCGCUUCUCAUCUGUUGCAUGCUGGACAUUGCAUCGAACGGGACAAAAACGCACAACGCGAUGCCGCUAGAACUGUCAAUGAACUCGGGAUUCUUUUUUCCGCGGAAGAACCACAAUCGCAAGCCGCCAGAGGAGUAAAUAAAAAUACACACUGCACUGACACGUCUUCGCAUUUCGUGCUCUUGUCCUCAAUGGUUGCGGUCAAUUUACGGUAGAAAAAGUGUCCCCUCGCAAUAAAGUGUACAGUAUCCCGUAUCCGGCCCUUCCCACUGGUCUGGAAGAACAAGUGCCGCUUGGUGAUGAUUAUGUGUCGCUGUGCAGUGGAAGCCAUCGUGAACGAUUGUCGGAGCUGGUAAUUACGCGUACACGGCGGGCGCACGGGGCGUGUGAAUUGGCCCGUUUGUAACACCGUCGGCACCCACCACCCAGCAACAGCAAGUGCAGUAGAACUUCAACCGGCAAUGCACAAAACAACCAGCAUGGGUGCGUACAGUGCGGUAACAAUUGUUUGGGCGGUGCUCGUCGCUAUCCUUGCUGGGCAGUGCCGCGGAACGGGAGUCCCCUUGUCCAGUCCGGUGAAGCUGAUCGACGAGCCAGCGUGCGCACAGCUGAAAACGCUCUGCCCGAAGAGUGCCUCGACGGCGGAAGACAUUAAAGCGCUGGAGUGCGUCCAGUCGCUGCAUCCGGAGCAGAUCGACAGUCUCGAGCCGGAAUGCCAACAUAUGAUCUGGCUGCAUACGACGGCCCUGAUGGACGAUGCGAACCUGAAGCGCUUGAUACAGAAGGGCUGCCCGAAGGACUUUCAGCAGUUCCCGUGCUCCCAGAGCGAAGAGCCGGGCCAGUACUUGGCCUGCAUCAUUGACCAUCGAAGCGCGGCGAAAGGCAACGGUUGCAUCAACUACAUAAAGCGCCUGGAAUGGGUGGCCUUCUCCGACUACCGGUUCAUUAAGCGGUUCCUUGCGCACUGUACGCGCGACAUUGAAGCGCUGGGCUGUGGCCGGGUGGCCGCUGGCAACGAUCGGGAAAAGAUGUCCCAGGGUGAAACGGUUGCCUGCCUGCAAAGCUCGCUGGACAACCUGAACGAGGAGUGCAAGCGGGAGGUGCUCCAUCUGUCCGAAGUUCAGUCGGAAGACAUUACGCUCGAUCGGCAGCUGGAUGUGGCGUGCGUGAACGAUGCCUUCCGCUUCUGCCAGUCACUCGCGCCGGGAUCGCCCCAGCUGCUCAAGUGUCUCAUGAAGCACCGGAACGAUCCGGACAUGACGAAAAACUGCCAGCAGCAGCUGCUGCGCCGCGAUCGGCUCGUGGUGCACGACUACAAAGUGUCGCGCGGACUUACGCGCGCGUGCAAGGAGGACAUCAAGACGUACCGGUGCAGGCGGGGCGUGUCCGACGAUAAGGAUGUGCGGCUGGCGCAGAUCCUGCUCUGCCUCGAGGCGGUACAGAAGAACAGCACCAAGCUGAUGCCGGAGUGCGUGGCCGAAAUCAACGACCAUCGGAAGAUGCUGCUGAACGACUACAAACUGUCGCCCGAGAUAUUGACCGGGUGUGAGAAUGACAUUGAAAAGUUUUGCAGCAACCUGGAUGCGGGAGGAAAAACCAUCCACUGUCUGAUGGAGCACGCCCGGUUGAAGAAAAAAAAGGACAGGCGUGUCACGGACAUGUGUCUGCGGGCGCUGGAAACGCUGGUGAAGAUUACGGACGUGGGGGAGGAUUGGCGCGUUGAUCCCGUGCUGCGCAAGGCUUGCAAGCCGGUGGUGGACGUUGCCUGUUCCGACACGGAUGGAGGCGAUGCCAGGGUAAUGUCCUGCUUGAUGGAAAAACUGGGCACCAACUACAUGAACGUGGAGUGCGAAUCGGCACUGCUGCAGAUACAGUACUUUGUGGCACGGGACUUUAAGCUAGAUCCGCAGCUUUAUCGCAACUGCAAGGACGACGCGAUCCGGUUUUGUAAAGCGAAAAAGACCUGGGCCGAUCUCGACACGGCACAGAUGGAUCCGGAACGUGGUCCGCUCAUACUGCCCUGUCUGCACCGGUACGCUUACCCGGAGAAGGAAGAGAUGCGCUUGAAGCCGGAAUGCCUGCAAGAGGUGAAGCGCGUCAUGCGUCAGCGGGCAAAGUCCGUCGAUCUCAUACCGGAGGUGGAGGACGAGUGCUUGGACGAUUUGGCCUACUUUUGCUUCGACAAAACGGCCAAAGGAGAGGAGAUGCAGUGCCUGCAGGACAAUCUCGAGAAGCUGCAGGAGGCGUGCAAAGCGGCCGUUUCGCGGUACACCGAAGAGGAAGCCGCUCACGUCGAGCUGAACCCCAUCAUCAUGUCCGUGUGUGGCGAUGCGAUGGAGAAGCAUUGUGCGAACGUGCUGAAAACCGGGCGCGACGAGGGCGAGAUGAUGGAGUGUCUGAUCGGGGCGAAGAAUCUGCCGGACAUGCGCGAAGACAUCAAGUGCCGGGCGGCGAUCGAACACUUUCAAAUCAUCUCGCUCAAAAGCUUCCACUUUACGUACAAGUUCAAGGAGGCGUGCCGGCUGCACGUGUCCCGCUUUUGCAGCAAAUGCACCACCAAGUACGAGGUGGUGGCCUGCCUGAGCGAGGUGAUGCGCAACGAUACGAUCAAGGAGGCGAAACAUUCCAUCCCGAAGGAGUGCCGGCAGCAGGUGCGCGCCCAGCUGUACCAGCAGCGCGAGAACAUCGACUUCGAUCCGAAGCUGAAGGCCGCCUGCAAGGAGGACAUUGCACGCCACUGUCCACAGAUACCGCACGGUUCGGGACAGGUGAAUACGAACAAUGUGCUGGAAUGCUUGCAAACCCACCACGGCGAUCUGACGGAAGCGUGCCAUCAUCAGAUAUUUUCCAUCAAGAAGUCGGAACUCACGGACAGUGCCACGGACUACACGCUGCUCAACACCUGCAAGGACAUGAUUCGCCAGUACUGCCACGAUACGGAACCCUCCAAGAUGCUCCACUGUCUGAAGCUGCACAAGGACGAAACACUGUUCGACGAUCGCUGCCAUCUGGUGGUGGUGAAUCGGAUGAUCGAGCAGAAUCUAGACUACCGGUUUAAUCCGGCGUUGCAGACGGCGUGCUCGAAGAACAUUGCCGAAUACUGUACGCCCAUCAUACGCAACGCCAAGCAGAACGAGGAGCUGAACGGGAAGGUGAUCGAUUGUUUGAAGAUUCGGUUCCGCGAGGGUAAACUGCUGCCGGAGUGUGAAAAGCAGAUGACGGAGGUGCUGCACGAACGGGCGCUGAACUAUAAGCUUAACCCGCUGCUGCAGAGCGUAUGCCACGAUGAGAUACAGGUGCUGUGCAGUGCCGUUUCCGAGACGGACACGAACGAAGACCAUGGAGCAGUUGAGGAGUGUCUGAAGCAGGCGUUCAUCGACAAGAAGUUGAUUAACCGGGCGUGCAAGGUGGAGGUCGCUGAGCUGAUUCAGGAGGGCAAGGCGGACAUCUAUGCCGAUCCGCUGCUGCAGCGGGCUUGCUCGGUAGACUUGCUGAAAUACUGCUCCCACAUACAAAGCGGCAAUGGACGCUUACUUAAAUGUUUGGAAGGAAUCCUGCAAGGAGAGAGCAAAGCGCUGGAGGAUGAUUGCAAGAACAAGCUGUUGACCCGCCUGGAAAUGUUCCAGAAUGCAGCUGCGUUUGUUCCACCGGCGGAAAGCCUCCAUCAGCUGUACAGCCAGGUGGUUGCGUCGCCCUCGAAGCACUACUUUUUGCUCGUGUUGUUCAGCUUCAUCGGCAUCAUCUUCAUCUUUGGGCUGCUGUGUGGACGCGUUACGCACCGUACGAUGGCCCUGAAGAACAAGUAGUCACGCGGCGGGCGUGAGGCGAUGCUUUAGUUUCCAUUUCAAACGAAUGACUGUGUUAUAACUUAUGUGUUAAAAGCGAGCAAAACCCAUCGUCCUGUAGGGCAAAUGCAAGAAAACUCCCCCGUCUUUACGCUGGUGCAAUACGAGUCGCUUUUAUUUCUUCUUCUGGCCCAGGCUUCCUCAAGGCCCCGAGCACUGUGCAGCUAAUCGAAAAGUACGAAUGUAUUGCAAAAGGAACGAUAGUUAUCGGUGAAGAUCCACGGUCCCGAACGGAGCAGUGUUGAGGGUAUGGUGAUGUAAGGAGGCAUCUUUGAGGAGACAAUUUCUACAAAACGGACAGCACCGACGCGGGCCACCAUCGCAGCAGGCUAGAUGUAUUAUAUUAGUUAGCAUACUUGUAGAACCCGAGGAAAUGUCAUGUGAAGCGACAGGAUUGUGAAACGGCAGCAGCUCCAAAACUGGGACGCGAUUUUGCAGGAGAAAUCAAACAAGAAACAGCCCGUUGGUAAGUGGCACAUUGGAAGACACAUAUAUAGCGUUAGAGAAAUCGUAUCAGAUAGCACGUUGUGUAGAAAAAGACUUUUUUAUACCUUAUACUUACACCGUCGGUGGAAAGUAAAACGAACAAGAGCGCUGUUUUGGAGAGAAAAAUGGCGGUCAAGUUCUUCAAAAAGCAAGUAAGCACAUACACACAAACAGCGAUUUGUACAUGCAUUCGGAUGUGUUAAUAAAAUAGUCAAACCAGGCGUACAA